This is a messenger RNA of Prunus persica (peach), 1748 nucleotides long. RefSeq names its product peroxidase 5. The coding region runs from base 588 to 1613 and encodes 341 amino acids. The record is from RefSeq and is a predicted model, not a curated record. Lineage: Eukaryota; Viridiplantae; Streptophyta; Magnoliopsida; Rosales; Rosaceae. Gene Ontology annotation, biological process: hydrogen peroxide catabolic process; response to oxidative stress. The transcript is spliced from 2 exons. Gene Ontology annotation, molecular function: peroxidase activity; heme binding.
ACAUAAUAAAAAUUGAACUUUGGGAAUAUACGCUAGAGAUCAUGAGUAUUCUUUAAAUGCUUCUUUUUAAGGUUUUUGUGAUUUUUAGAUUUAAGAGUAUUUAAGUCUAUUUAUGUAACUUUUCUGCUAUAUUUGAAAGUUUUUAUAAAAAUUGACAUUUAAGAAAAUAGGGGUUAAAUUUUAGCUAUUUUUUUUUUAUAUAAAAACUCAAUAUAUUGACCGUUGGUUGACCAAACACCCUAACAAAUUGUGAAAAAAGGAAAAGAAAAAGAAAACCAAUAUUUCUAGACUCUUGCAAUUUUAAAGAGCAACCGCGAGGAUUAAUCCCACCCUUUGAGUGUGGGGAAACUUCGUGGUAUUUACCACCAAAAAAAAAAAAAAAAAAAAGACCAACGGCGAGGGAAAGAGAGACAAACACUGGCUAUAACAAAUAAUCAAACCUAAAUCACCCAGUCCAGGGAAAGAACUACGCGGUUAGUGCAUGGUAUAUAAGGCAACCCCACCUCAUGUCCAAAUUGUGGCGGUAGCAAAAGGAGGAAGGAGAAAAAAAGUAUUGGUGAAAAAAAAACAGUCACCAAUCUUUUAACAUGGAGAUGAGUCUGGCGACAAUAAUCUUCACCUUCACCUUCACUUUUUGCACCAUCUUUAUCAUUCCUUGUUCGGAGGCAGCUGAGAAAGGCCAAGGCAACGGCUUGCAUGUUGGAUUUUAUGGAAUCAGAUGUCCCAAUGCGGAGCAAAUUGUGGCUGACGUUGUGUCCAAGGCUGUGGAGGCAGACCAAAAGCUCCCCGCUGCCUUUAUUCGACUCUUUUCCCAUGAUUGCUUUGUCAAGGGGUGCGAUGCCUCAAUUCUGUUGGAUUCGACGCCCUCUCAUGAGCCUGUUGAGAUUCAAUCACCAGCCAAUGUUGGGAUCAAAGGUUUGGAAGUCAUUGAUGAGAUCAAGGCCAGGCUAGAGGCAGAGUGUCCAGAAACCGUCUCUUGCGCUGACAUUUUAGCAUUUGCUGCUCGGGAAGCCGUGGCUCUCGCCGGCCUACCACGUCACAAAGUCCCCGCAGGCCGUCGCGACAGCCGUACUUCCCGCGCUACUGACGUCACCCUUCCUGCUCCUGCGACACCUCUCAACGAGAUCAUAGAGUACUUCAGCAGAAGAGGCAUGACUUCUGACGAAAUUGUUGUCUUGUCUGGUGCACACUCCAUUGGCGCUGUCCACUGCAGCUUCUUUGAUUACAGGCUGUACAAUUACGACCAAACUCAAGCCCAAGACCCUGCCCUGGACCGGUUCUAUGCUGCUAAUCUGUCUCAACAGUGCCCUGCACCCAACACAUUGCCUGAAGCCGAGGCCAAAAACAGGGUUGUUGACUUCGAUCCCAUAACACCACUCGUCCUGGACAACCAAUACUAUGCGAACCUGAUGCAAGGGAAAGCCUUGCUUCAAUCGGAUCAGGCUCUGGUUACUGAUCCUCGCACCAAAGCUAUGGUGAUAAGCAUGGCUGCUAGUGCUGAUUCUUGGACUCAAAGAUUUGUUAGGGCCAUGAUUAAGAUGGGGAGAAUCAAUGUUCUCACUGGAGAGAAUGGAGAGAUAAGGAAAAACUGCCGGGCCUUUAACCCACUAUAGCUACCUAGGAAAUCUCUUUUGUCAUCAAUUGUGGCUUGGCCUGGAGGACGAAGCUUGUUGCAAGUUUACACCAAUUAUUAUAAAUGUCAAAUGAUUUUUGAUUGGUUUUAAUUCUGGAUCAUAAAUAGCCAAGAC